Molecule: messenger RNA, 1974 nt
Organism: Ananas comosus (pineapple)
Lineage: Eukaryota; Viridiplantae; Streptophyta; Magnoliopsida; Poales; Bromeliaceae
Product: putative disease resistance protein RGA1
Exons: 1
Coding region: 1-1974 (657 amino acids)
Source: RefSeq, a predicted model, not a curated record
AUGUGGAUACGUUCUGGGUUGAUCAAGCAACCAAUACAUGAAAAGCGAAGUUUAGAGGAUAUAGGAGAGGAGUAUUUAAACCAUCUGGCAAGAAAAUCCCUUUUUGAUGUCAAACUAAGCGAGGAAGGUUAUGUCAUGCAUGAUCUGUUGCAUGAUCUAGCUCAGCUUGUCUCUUCAGGGGAAUGUUUGGGAAUUGAAGAUGAUGGUUCUAGAGAUAUUCCCGAAACAAUCCGCCACUUAUAUGUCAACAGGGUACCUGUCAACAAGGUAAACCCUCUUAUGAUCUCCCAUCUCAAGAACUUACGCACCCUUAUUAUUCAUUUAAACGAGAGUUUCACUGCAGUAGAUUUUAAUAAAGUUCUAAAAGAUUUAAAAAGCUUACGCUUUCUAGAAGUGACUGCAGCUGACUAUAAGUUUCCAGAUGAAGUUGGUAAACUCAUUCACCUCCGCUACCUCUCCCUCUCCCUCUCUUCAGGGAGUAACAGAGAAAAUGAGAUAACUAUUCUACCUCAAUCUGCGUGUAGACUCUAUCACCUAGAAGUAAUGCGGCUUCCGGCACUGACAAUAGAUGAUUCGACACUGGAUGCAAUGGACAAGAUUCCUUGGAUUGGCAAAUUAAUAUCACUUCAGGAGUUAAACAAUUUCCGUGUCCGUGAGGAGCGCAGCCAUAAGAUAGAUCAAUUAAAAAACCUGCAAAGCCUCCGAAAAUUAGGCAUUACGAGUAUGGAAAAUGUAACGAGUCUCGAAGAGGCUGCAGAUGCCAACUUGAUUGAGAAAAAAAAUCUUGAUGAAUUGUCACUCCGUUGGUCUAGGAAUCGCUCUGGUGGUCUAGAGGUAGAUGAGCCACUUCUUGAUAAUUUAAGACCACAUACCAAUCUCAAGGAACUAGAAAUUGAAGGAUAUGCCGGAGUUAGAUCUCCAUGUUGGAUGACGGAGAAAUCUUCUCUUUCUAAUAUAAGGUCUAUCACACUAUCCAACUGUGAGAGAUGGGAGAACCUCCCACCUUUUGGGCAACUUCCUUUGCUCAAGUUUCUUCGUUUAGAAAGCAUGCAGGCUGUAAAGAAAUUAUGUUGUCCAACAAGUGUUGGUGGUUGCGCCUUUCCAUCACUACAGAAGCUAUACUUGAAGAGGAUGCCGGACUUGGAGUUGUUCGAAGGCGAGCACAUGUUCCCUCUGCUUAAUGAAUUGGAUAUAGCUUUUUGUCCUAGCUUGAAGGGUUUGCCUGCUUUGCCUCUUACUCUAAGUCGACUGGUUAUUUGGACGGCCGGAUUGACUUCUCUUCCGAUGAUGCAACAAGAUUGCAGUAGCGGCCAAGGACGAGCAUCGUACUCAUCAUCAUCGCAUCCUGCACUUUUUGAACUAUGGAUUUGUCAGUGCCCAAACCUCACAUCUCUAGAUGGAUUCAUGUUACAGCAACAAUGUUUUCCAGCCUUGAAGAGUUUAUGCAUUGUUAGAUGUGAAAAUCUAAGGCAUUUGCCGGAAAAAUUCUUCCAAAAACUUCCCUCCCUCGAGGAUUUGACUAUAAUAAUGUGUCCCAAUCUCACGACACACGGGAUUCUAGACGAUCGAUUGCCCGAGACACUUGAAAAACUCCACCUUCAAUCAAGCGGCGAUCUCGAUUUGCCGCUACUGGAGUCAUUGCCAAAAUCGAACAAUCUACGCUCCUUGGCGAUUGGUGGUUGUGCAAGCAUGACGUCCCUUCCUACGGCGGAAGUUUUUCCAAGGUUGUCGGAACUCAGCAUCUGGAACUGUAAAGAGCUGUCGUCAUUGGAUGGGCUACAAGCUCUCCUCCCGCUCCAUUCUUGUCGGAUUAAGGAUGCGACAACGCUGCGUUCGAACUUUCACUGUUGCAACACAUUAGGCCUCACUAAAUACCAGCCCCACGCUAGCGGAGUUCUUAGUCUUAAUAUCGACCGGCCAGCUCUGUUGCGCCGUCGAACAUUGAGAAACCUCAACACUCUGUUAGCGAGUUAA